AUGUCUGACGAUAAAUUAGCUUUUCAAUUAGAUGUCCUUGAGUACGAUUGGUUAAUACUAGGCACUGGAUAUGAAGAAACCCUUUAUAGUGCACAUCUCAGCAAAGUAUCAAAAUAACAGAAUCUAGUCCUUGACUUUGGCAAUACUUAUUCAAGCAACAUUCGAACAAUGAAUUUCAAGGAAUUCCACAAAUUAGAUUCAGAAUUACCCACCGAAGAACAAUUUCCAUAUCUUCAUAAGAGACCAGUCUUUAGAAUCCUUGAACUCGAUUAAAAACAAGAAUAAAUCAAUAAUUACUUUGCUACAAAAAUCAAUUCAGGAUAGGAGUUCAAACAUUUUAACAUCGAUAUGCAACCAAAAUUGCUUUUUAGUAAUAGUCCUGCUGUUUCAAUAAUGUAAUAAGCAGAUUUAGAUUAAUAUAUGGAUUUUAAGGCUGUCGAAUCCCAAUUUUUCUUUGAUUAAACUACAAAGACAUUUAAAUUAACACCAACCUCUAAGAGUGAUAUUUUCAAAUGCUAAUUUCUAAGUCUAAGUGAAAAAAAAUAAUUUUUUUAACUAUUACAUACACUUGUGAAAAUAUUUCAUAAAGUAAUUAAUUAUUAAGUUGAUCAAAAUUCAACACAAGAGUUUGACCAAAAUACUACUCAAUUAGAUGAAGAUACCUACUAAAAGUAUUUAGAAUUCAAAGAUAAAUAAGCAAUACUAUUUUUGAAUGAAAUUACAUCUAAAUCACUGAACAAAGACAAGGUCUAUUCAAUAUUAUUUUAUUCAAUUUGUUUCAUUACAUAGAGUUUUCAUAAUCAAAACAAUCUCAUAACAACCUAAGAAUUUAUUACUAAGUUCGGUAAAUGCAUUAAAUCAAUGGGUAUUCAUAGUAAAUCUCCCUUCCUAUACACAAAUUAUGGAACUGGAGAUAUUCCAUAAGGAUUUUGCAGAAUAUCAGCUGUUCAUGGAUCAGUGUUUAUAACUUAAAGUUAAAUAAGAAUACAUAAAAUAGAGAAAGAAGAUAAUCAAUAUCUAAUAUCAUCUAAUUUACAUGAAAAUAAGAUUAAAAUCAAAUAAGGAAUAAUAAUGAAUAAAUAGAUCUAUGAUUCUUAUGUUAAUUUGAAUUAACCAAACAAUGAGUAGAAUACUCAAUAAUAAUAAAAUUAUGUUUUGAUGAGAUUGAUAUUGAUUACAGCAAAAGAUUAAAAUGUUUUAUGUGAAGAAGUGAGAUCUUUAAUACUUGAUUAAUUAGAUGAGUAUCAAAGUACUCUACAUUAAUUGGAUCCAAGUAUAUAUGUAAUCCCAUGUAAACAAUUCAGCAGCAAUCCUAUAUAUAUAUUUAGAACAGAUAGUAACAGCAACAGUGCUUAUAAAGACUAUGAAUUAUUUUAUGUUUGGACAUUGCUCGACAAACAUGAAGGAAAGGAAUUGAAAGAGACAUUGAAGUAAAUUGUUGUGGAUAUUGAUUUAAAAUAUAACGAAAAUGAGUCGAAAAGCAUUAACUACAUUUGUUAUGAAAAAGUGUUAUUGUAAGAGAUGACCAAAAAAGAAUAUAAGUUUCAGCCAGACCCACAGGAAAAUAUUUUUGUGACCACUGAAGAUAACGAUGACUUAGAUUUGGAUGCCUAAACGAAAGCCUUUAUGGGAAAUGUUAAGACAGUGAAUAAGAAUUUUGAAGAACAAUACUAUAUGGUUGAAAAGGUAGCUAAAUAAUAAUAACAAAUUGAGUAAGAAAUAGAUAAUCAGCAGUACAUAUUGAACUAAUUAAUGAAUAUAAAACAAAAGGAGUGA
This is a messenger RNA of Paramecium tetraurelia, 1776 nucleotides long. RefSeq lists its product as uncharacterized. The record is from RefSeq and is a predicted model, not a curated record. Gene Ontology annotation, molecular function: GDP-dissociation inhibitor activity. The transcript is spliced from 4 exons. Gene Ontology annotation, cellular component: cytoplasm; nucleus; cytosol. Gene Ontology annotation, biological process: small GTPase-mediated signal transduction; protein geranylgeranylation; vesicle-mediated transport. Lineage: Eukaryota; Ciliophora; Oligohymenophorea; Peniculida; Parameciidae.